GACAUUUUGUGCAAACGCCUUUGCACUGCGCUGUCUGAAGGCUGCGAGCAGCCCCGACAAGGAGCGCGGCGCGUAUGUAUUACUGUCUGAGUUCAGACGCAGUAGGUACCUCCGGCCAUUAAACCUCCUUUUUUAAUCUUCCUUUUCCACCACUGAAGCUGUCAGCGCCUCUGUGCCCACUGCGUCUGUCAGAUUCGACCUGAAGCCCCGCCCCCUGCCAUCAUAUGUUUACUUCCGCUCUUUGCGUCGGGUGCCUUUGCGUCAUUUCCGGUCCGUGCCGCUGUGUUUAUUUCUGAGUUCAGUUUGUUUUUUUUUGUUUUAACCGCGCACGCCUCCCCGUCACGGUGUUUUCCUCUUCUCCCGUUUUAACGUUCUGAUGGUUGUUUGUUUUUCGGCGUUGUGGGCUCGUGCUGUACCGUCCAAUCCUUUAUUCGACGGCUGUGCUCGCUCAUGUAGAAGAGCGCCGCCUGCAGUCCGGAUGUCUUGUCGUUAGCGCUCGAGCUCCUCCUUCUCCUCCCUCCUCUCCCGUUCUCCUGCUGAUGCUGCUGCGGUCCCCGAGCUAAACGGAUGCGAGGUCGCCGGUGAGUAUUGUUUGAGCAUUUCAAGGACGGACCUGCUACGCUCUUCGUCUUCGAACACGCUGCUUCGCCUUACAAGGCUCGACUCUCCUCUCGCAGACGGGGCGGCUACUGACCCCUGAGUGGUCAGCGGCUCCCGGGUUCGGCUUCUCGUCGUCUUGUGUCCUUGUAGCUCCUCGCAGUCGAACUCACAUCCUGCAUCUCUACGGAACUUGACGUGACCAGGCGGCUGUCGUGCACACUAUGGACGGGUACUCGGCAGACAUGUACAGCAGACACGUCCUGGCAGAGGACAGCUCAGUCAUGGCUCGCAUGCAGAAGAAGUUCUGGAAGACCAAACAGGUUUUGAUCAAAGCCACAGGGAAGAAAGAGGACGAACACGUCGUAGCGUCUGACGCAGAUCUGGACGCAAAAUUAGAGUUCUUUCGAUCCUUGCAGACGACUUGCUUGGACCUCCUGAAGGUUGUGGAGAAAUACCAGCAAAGGAUAAACUGUCUUUCUGUGGAGGAAAAUGAACUCGGCUUGUUCCUUCAAUUCCAUGCUGAACGUGACAGGAGCAAAGCGGGUGACAUGAUGGAGGCCACCAGCAAGGCGCUGUGUGCGUCCGCAAACCAAAGACUGGCACUGGUGCCGCCCCUCCAUCGGCUGGAACAAGAGGUGGAGACGUUCAGGCGGCGGGCCAUCUCGGACACGCUCAUCACGGUGGAGCGCAUGGAAAAGGCCCGGACCGAGUACCGGGGGGCACUGCUGUGGAUGAAGGACGUGUCACAGGAGCUGGACCCCGAUACAUACAAACAGCUGGAGAAGUUCCGGAAGGUCCAAGCGCAGGUGCGGAACACAAAGAUGCAGUUUGAGAAGCUCAAGAACGACGUGUGCCAGAAGGUGGACAUUCUGGGGGCGAGCCGCUGCAACAUGCUGUCCCAUUCUCUGGGCACAUACCAGAUGACUCUCCUCCAUUUCUGGGAGAAGACGGCCCUGAUGAUGUCCCAAAUCGAGGAGUCAUUUUCGGGUCACAUGCCCUACGAGUUCACCACACUGAAGGACCUACAGGACCCCUUGAACCAACUGGUGUGUGACGACAGUGCAGAGAAGCUUCCGGGGGAGUCUCCAGCGAGCCAUUUGGACAAGCUGAUUGCGCUCAAUGAGGAACAGCCGCCAGCACCUGGCACAGAGUUUGAUCAGGAGACGGGCGUCCACGGGAAAGUGAGAAGUGGCCCUUUGUCCCUGAGCCUGGAAACAGUGCCUAGGGACCUCCUCGGGGACCUCCAGGAAGCUGGCGAUUCUGACAGGACCGACCUGACCUUCCUCAAAGAGCUCUGGAGUCCUGCACCGGUGGGCCUGGACGAGCUCGGCCAGGACUGGUACGGGGCUUUUGAGGGGUCUUCUGCUGAGCCCCCCUCCAGUCCAACAGGCUUUCUGCCCUCACAGCUUCUCGAUCGCAGCCUCAGUGCCACAGGCUGGACGACACCCCCCAUGUUCAAGGCUCAAGCAAUGGAGGCCCACCUGCAGGAACCCACCCAGAGUAUGGCCAAGACAGCCCCCCAAGGCACAAAGACUGCAGCCAGCGACAUGUCUGCCUGGUUCAACCUGUUUGCUGACCUGGACCCCCUCUCCAACCCCGAUGCCAUCGGGCGCACUGAUGGGGACCUCUUGAAUGCCUGAGUGGCUGCUGGUGGGCCUGCCAGUCCCAGCAGAUGAGUGCCCCCUCUACCCCCGUGUGUUUGGAUGGA
Erpetoichthys calabaricus (reedfish) is the source of this 2308-nucleotide messenger RNA. It is a transcript of the gene ical1, whose product is annotated as islet cell autoantigen 1-like. The transcript is spliced from 13 exons. Gene Ontology annotation, cellular component: Golgi apparatus. Gene Ontology annotation, biological process: regulation of transport. The coding region runs from base 822 to 2240 and encodes 472 amino acids. The record is from RefSeq and is a predicted model, not a curated record. Gene Ontology annotation, molecular function: protein domain specific binding. NCBI's taxonomy places the organism in Eukaryota, Metazoa, Chordata, Cladistia, Polypteriformes, Polypteridae.